This is a messenger RNA of Dreissena polymorpha, 3276 nucleotides long. Its product is annotated as signal peptide, CUB and EGF-like domain-containing protein 3. Gene Ontology annotation, molecular function: calcium ion binding. The record is from RefSeq and is a predicted model, not a curated record. Lineage: Eukaryota; Metazoa; Mollusca; Bivalvia; Myida; Dreissenidae. The transcript has 14 exons. Bases 138 to 1403 code for a protein of 421 amino acids.
GUUUCACUGAUUUUUUAAACGAAUGACACAUUGAAUGUAACAACGUAUAUAUAUGGCGAUCAAAUAAAGUGACGCUGAAGUCGGAUAAUACAACAGGGGUGUACAUUACUGCAAUAAUUUGAUACUUAUCUGGAACAAUGUGGAACAGUAUUUUUAUAAGUUUAAUCGUUUCAAUAUUUUUCUUCCAUGAAGCAUAUGCCGGUAGAAAAAUAUGCUGGAGCGCUUGUGAUUGGAAUUCGUGGGGAUCUUGGUCAUCGUGUUCUACGAAAUGUGGAAGAGGUGACCAGAGCAGAGCAAGGUCACUGUGCUGCUGGGCUGCUCAAACAUAUAACGAAUGCAUGCGGAGUUGUAAGAAAAGCGAGAGUUCAACAUAUGAGUCACGGAAAUGUAACACGCAAUGCUAUAAUAACGGAAACGUCAAUUCUUAUAGCUAUGAGUGCAACUGUCAGAAUGGCUAUUAUGGCUCCUGUUGCGAGAAAUACCAAAGUUGUGGGAGCUGGGGAAGUUGUACGCGGUCAUGUGGUGGCGGUAAACAAACGAAAACUUGCCGCAGAUACGACAAUGGUUGGAAUGAAUGGACCGAGUCAAUGAACUGUAACGAGUUCUGCUACAACGGCGCUUCAUACAGAUAUGGCUCGUGUUCGUGCCCCUCUUGGAGGAGCGGCGCAUGUUGCGAAAAUUGUCGAGAAAUUUCGAUUUCCCACUGUAUGCCUGGACGUCAGGAAUGCGGCGGAAGUCCGGACGGUAUCCGAUGUACCCAGUGUUAUCUUCCGUACAAACCUGCCGGCUAUAAUCAAGGAUGUGUUCGAAUCCCGUGCAAUGACAGGAACGGUAUGUGCGACCACAACUGUAUGACGCAAUGGGGUACGCCGACAUGCAGUUGCAGAUCCGGAUAUCAACUCUCUUCAAAUGGCUAUUCCUGCAAUGAUAUCAACGAGUGUCAAGUAGGAUCUUCCAAAUGUGAACAUAUCUGUACAAACACAGAAGGAUCAUUCAGUUGCUCGUGUAGGACAGGCUAUCAACUGAAUUAUGAUGCUCGUACUUGUAGUGAUAUUGAUGAAUGUGUGUCCGCGGACCUUAAAUGUUCUCAGGUGUGUUUAAACAAAGGUGGAUCGUAUGCUUGUUCCUGCGACCCAGGGUUUGUUCUCCUGGACGAUAAACGUUCAUGCGAAGAUAUUGAUGAGUGUUCUAUUUCAAAUGGAAAUUGUUCCCAUCGUUGCCAGAACAUUCCGGGUUCUUACCAAUGCAAUUGUCCAUCCGGAUUUCAACUUCAAACACAGAGCACAGUAUGCAUAGACAUCGACGAGUGUAAGCUGGGGACAUCGUCUUGCUCACAAGAGUGCAACAACACCGAUGGAAGCUUCGUGUGCGGUUGUAGAGAUGGAUUUGUCUUGGCAUACUGAUGGCGAGACGUGUACAGAUAUAGACGACUGUGCAAACGUGACCUGUCACCAUGGCGGAGUAUGCACUGACAAUCUAGGAUCGUACACGUGUUCAUGUGAUUCAGGGUUUAGUGGGCAACACUGUGAGCUGGAUAUCGACGAAUGUGUAGGCUUCUUAAACGCUGGAUGCGAGGACUUGUGUAUCAACACCGAAGGAUCAUUUCGAUGCGCAUGUACCGGAAACAAGACAAUUCAAGACGAUGGGUUCACGUGUUCAGGAUUAAACAAUCAGUCUUCAAACUUCUUUGCAAGAAAUGAGAUGAGUAAUGAUACGUUACCGAAAGGUUGUUCUUACAUAACAUUUACACAAUGUAACAUUAUUUUGUCAUCCACCUCACGGUGGUAUAGACUUAAGAACAACCAGAACGUUGCUUAUACAUUUGGAAUAGUGUUUGCAGAGGUAGAGACGUUGUGUCUUCCAGUAUCAAUAUCGGGCUUGCAAGUAGAUCAAACUACUAUGCGUAUAUUAAGCGGAUCGCUUCAAUAUUCGCCGAAAGAUGGUGAAGUGACUGGAAUGGAACGAAGCUAUAACUGCUUGAGUUUUGAAAUCACACCAAGAGACAUGCAUGACAUUUUGCAGUCCUCUGCAUUUCUAAAAACGUUCUUUCACAAUAUUCAUUCUGUUCUACCAACGUGGAUUCAAUUAAGUAAAACUGGGCGUCAGAUACUUAGCAUGAGUGAAGCGAAAAUCGAAAUAAAAACAGGAGAGGAAAUCAACACGGGUAUUUGCAAGGGUGCACCGUUGGUUGCAAGUCGAGUGUAUUCUCUAUUGAAGCUACGUGAAAGGUUUUCUGUAGAAAUUUAUGGGCAAGAAUUAUACCUUCCGGACCCUUUUAGAAACGAAUCAUAUUGUAUCGUAACCGACUUAUGUCAAGAUAACGGACAUACAAUUUUCAUUAUCCUUCCGACGGAAUCGAGAGAUAUUUUAAACAAUAUAAGUAUGUUUGAAUCGUUGAUAAAUUCAACAGGAUUAUACAUUCGUCCUAUCGGAAUCGGUUUAUCAUUAGAGCGAAGCAUGGUCGUCAACUUUAAAACAUCAGAGACGGACUUUUGGCAAGGUGGCGAAACAACGGUUACUUACCCGCUUAUGCAGUCGGCAAAUGUCUGGGUAGGCGGAGAGACAGAUCUACACUACAACGGUUUGAGCUUAUCAGGAAGAGCAGAGGCGUUUGUUGCUGCUCCAAAUAUUCGAAGUAUGCUCAAGAGUAUGUUUAUGGAUGAAUGGCAUCUUGGAGCAAAUAUUACGGUGACAUCAUUAAAAUACGAGUUGCAAAUAUCUGGCAAAAGUGAAACGAUAGAUUUUAGACCACAAGGUGAUGUCAUCCUGUAUGGAUCAUUGGGAGGUACGAUGGAGCGGAAGUGGUGUGGAAAACGGGCUAACCCAUCUGGAUUUUUUUUGAAAUUUAUCCAAAGUUCAAAUCCUUUCUGGAGCAUUCCCAUUCUGAACUUUUUAGGUAUUAACGCUAACACAUUGGUUAAUGCAUUCGUGUUCAGAAAAACCACCACCCUUGUUUCGAAUAGCGACAAAGUCAAAAUAAUAAAUGACAUUCUGGCGUUGAAACAAGCAACCGAACGUUAUGUUACUGACACAAUAACAUCUGUAUUUAAAUAUGUAUCUCUGCUGUCAGACCAGUCAGUAUCACUCUUGAACAAAAUUGAACCAAACAGCCAAUAGAAUGAUGAAUUCAUUUGAAAACCUGUCAAAAGUUCUUCAAACAAGUACCGAUCCUAAAGUCUUACUAGAUGCUGCUAAGGGUGUGAGUGAUAUAUGGAAUGACGAAAUAGACAUACUUAGAAAAGAAACACACACAUUUAUACAAUCAAUAAGAAGAAA